AUAUGCGCUCACUGCAAAUCAGCAGAAGUACAGCUGCCCGCGUACGUUUGAAAACAUUUUACUAGUGUUGAAAAUAAUAUGGCUGGGAAAAUUAAAGUUCCGGACGAUUGUAGCUAUAGAACAUACUCUGUUUGCGAGAGUGCCGCUGACAGCAGCAACAGAGUGGAGGAAGAUGGCGAAAUCGACGGUCCAGCAGUGUUUAUGUGCGGCAAAUGCAAGCUGCCCAUCGGCGACAGUUUGUCCUGGGCAGGCAGUGAUGACGAGCAGAACCAAAUCAUGCUCAAACGUAUCACUGACAAUAUUGUCAUAGGGAAAGAGCCCUUUGUUUCUGGUACCCAAAAGGAGCUUGGAUGCCUCGUUGUUAAUCUCACCUGCCAUGGGUGUGGUGCAGAAUUAGGAAUCAUGUACAUAUCAACCCCCAAAAAGCUUGAUUUCAAGAGAUCCCUUUUCUGCUUUAACGUUGAAAAUAUUGAAAGCUAUGUAGUGGGCAGUCCAGGCCAGCAGAUGCCAGAAUUAGACAGACAAGACAGACCAGUGACCCUGGAGUACCAGAACACUGUGGAGCAGCAGAUGACAGAGAUAAAAUCCCUAGCUGUGAUAAUAGGACAACGCCUACUGGAGAUUGAAACUAACCUCCAGUGCAGUUCUGAAAAAUGAUGUGGGCUGUUGUUUUAUGACUGAGGAUAAUAAUCCCUCAUGUCUGUCAUGAAUGAGGUUUUUGGACUCUUUAGUGUAAGAUAAUUUUGUCUGACUGUUAUGCAUUUACUAUACAGUUGUUUGCAAGUGACACACACAUCUGUAGUGUCCUUCCUUUUAUUAAUGUCACAAAACACAUUAUAAAUGAUGUCCUUGGAUAUAGAUACAUGCAUAUAUUAGAUAUAACAACAACAUUUUAUUGUUCUUUAAAUUUUGCUGUAGGCUACUGGAUGUUAGAGAAAAACUAUUAAUGGAAAGCAUGUGUUUGUCACCAUCUUAUAUUUUGUCAGAAGUGAUCCUUGUGUUGUUGUCAUGUGAUGCACAGGGUGAGACUGCACCAUAAAUACAAUGUUAAAGCAUCACACGUGGUGUUGUUUUUCCCUCCACUUGUUUGUUUUUGAUAUUUCAUCUUUUGCAUCAAAACAUCCCUGCUCCAACCCUCUGGAAAACUGGUUCAAUAA
Molecule: messenger RNA, 1157 nt
Organism: Rhinichthys klamathensis goyatoka
Lineage: Eukaryota; Metazoa; Chordata; Actinopteri; Cypriniformes; Leuciscidae
Gene: mis18a
Product: MIS18 kinetochore protein A
Exons: 5
Coding region: 79-657 (192 amino acids)
Biological process (GO): chromosome segregation; CENP-A containing chromatin assembly
Cellular component (GO): chromatin; chromosome, centromeric region; nucleus
Source: RefSeq, a predicted model, not a curated record